AUGACCCCGCGAGAAGACUCCGCCAUCGCCGACGACGACGUCCCCACCGGCAAGGCGCCCGCCAAACUCACCGUCAUCGGCCACCCAGGCACCGUCCGCAUCAACGUCCAAGGCGCCUUCAUCGUCGACGAUGAACCCACCACCCCGAACGGGACCGUCCUGAACGACCUCGACCGCGACCACCUCGACCGCGACCACCUCGACUCCUCCCACCAUACCAAAGACAUCCGCCUGCCGAACCACCGCGCCGUCGUCUCGCACAUGGCCAUCGACAUCGGCGGCUCGCUGGCGAAGCUGGUCUACUUCGUUCCGGAAUCCUCCUCCUCGCCGGAGCUGGGCGGCCGCCUGAGCUUCAUGAAGGUCGAGACCGAGCGGAUCGACUCGUGCAUCGAGUUCAUGCGGCGGCUGCGCCGCGCGCACGAGGCGAGUAACGGGGGCACGCCGGGGGAUCUGUGCGUCAUGGCGACAGGGGGCGGCGCGUUCAAAUACUACGAGGAGAUCAAGGAGGCGUUGGGGAUCGAGGUGCUGCGGGAGGAGGAGAUGGAGUGCUUGAUCAUCGGGCUGGAUUUCUUCAUCAACGAGAUCCCGAACGAGGUCUUUACGUAUAGCGAGGACGACCCCAUGCACUUCGUGGAGUCCCGCGAGCCUAUCUACCCCUACCUGCUCGUGAACAUCGGCUCGGGCGUCUCGAUGGUGAAGGUGUCAGGGCCGCGGCAGUUUCAGCGCGUGGGCGGGACCGCCAUGGGCGGCGGGACGCUGUGGGGGUUGCUCUCUCUGCUGACCGGCGCGCGAAACUUCGACGAGAUGUUGCGGAUGUCCGACCACGGCGAUAACACAGCGGUGGAUAUGCUCGUGGGCGACAUCUACGGGACCGACUACCUCAAGAUAGGAUUGAAGAGCACCACCAUCGCGAGCAGUUUUGGGAAGGUCUACAAGAUGAAGCGGCAGGCGGAACGGGAGGCGGAGGAUCAUGGUGGGCUAUCGAAUGGAGACCGGUUCCGGGAAAGGGACGAUGGAGACGGUCCGGUGAUGUUCCGACCGGAGGAUAUCAGCCGGAGUUUGCUUUAUGCCAUCAGCAACAACAUCGGCCAAAUCGCCUACCUCCACGCGGAAAAGCACGGCCUCGAACACAUCUAUUUCGGCGGCUCCUUCAUCGGUGGCCACCGGCAAACCAUGCACACGCUCUCCUACGCCGUGAACUUCUGGUCCAAGGGCGAGAAGCAGGCGUACUUUCUCCGACACGAAGGGUAUCUCGGGGCGGUCGGCGCCUUCUUGAAACGCCAGCCGCUGAACUGGGGGCGGAGGAAUAGCACGGACGCGCUCCAUCCGCUGUCGAGGGCGACAUCAAAAGGGCAGUGA
Molecule: messenger RNA, 1359 nt
Organism: Eremomyces bilateralis CBS 781.70
Lineage: Eukaryota; Fungi; Ascomycota; Dothideomycetes; Eremomycetales; Eremomycetaceae
Product: fumble-domain-containing protein
Exons: 3
Coding region: 1-1359 (452 amino acids)
Biological process (GO): coenzyme A biosynthetic process
Cellular component (GO): cytosol; nucleus
Molecular function (GO): pantothenate kinase activity; ATP binding
Source: RefSeq, a predicted model, not a curated record